Messenger RNA from Cyclocybe aegerita, 1962 nucleotides. The record is from the annotation of a GenBank genome assembly. NCBI's taxonomy places the organism in Eukaryota, Fungi, Basidiomycota, Agaricomycetes, Agaricales, Hemipholiotaceae.
AUGCACAACACCCCUGAGCACAAUGGGAUCGUGGAGGCGCUGAAUCAACAGUUGUUGGAGAAGGUUCGGGCCAUGCUACAUCAGAGCGGCCUGCCGAGGUUCCUGUGGGGCGACGCCAUCAUGCAUGCUGUCUGGCUCAAGAACCGCACAUCAAUGCAAGCCCUAGACACUAUGACACCCUAUGAGGCACUCACCGGUGACAAACCCAACCUGUCGAACCUUCCGGAGUGGGGGUGCAAGGUGUGGGUGCAUGAUGCAGACAACGGGAAGCUAGAUGGGUGUUCGAAGUCAGGGCGAUGGGUGGGAUUUGACCAGGACAGCACCCACACACACCAUAUAUAUCUCCCUGAGAAGCGCACUGUCUCCAUUGAGCGCAACGUCAAAUUUUCACCUGUCUGGUUCAUCACCAUGCCCACAAAUAUUGACAUGCCGUUUGAGGGGGAGAGUGAUGAUGGGAAGUCCAACCUAGAGGAGGAAAGUGUCAACCAGCCUGUCGAUAGCAAUGCCAACACAGAACUCACCACCGCAGAAAGCCUAGCCCCAUCUACUCAUCCAUCAACUUCUCCACCUGCAGCUCCUGAAUGCCUGAAACGCACUAUCAAAACAUCAAGCUAUGUCACUCGACUCCAGAGUGGCAAAGGAAUGACAGAGGAGACUUACCAUAACAGCCGCGCUGUGGGAUCUGAACUGCCGAAGGGACUUCAGACUGGCGAUGUGAGUGCGAUGGGUGAAGGCGAGGAGGACUAUGAGCUGGGAGGAGUGGAGUUCGCAAUGGGGGCUGCCACUUCAGAUGCCGAAGGAUUGGAUCCGAGGACAUUGGUGGAGGCGCAGGCACAGGCAGAUUGGCCGAUGUGGGAGGAAGCAAUUCAGAAGGAGCUGGAGUCAUUGCAGAAGGCAGGGACAUGGAAGGUUGUUGAGAGGCCAGCUGGGAAGAACAUCGUUGGCUGCAAGUGGGUUUUUCACAUCAAGAAGGACACACACAGUCGCAUUGAGAAAUACAAGGCACAUCUUGUUGCACACGGCUUCACCCAAGUCUACGGUGUCGACUACAUGGAAACCUUCACUCCAGUAGCCAAGAUGGCAAUGAAGAACGACUGGCCAAUCGAGGUCUUCAACUUCAAUAGCGCAUUCUUGAACGGCGAACUUGAUAAGGAGAUUUAUAUGCAGUUUCCUCCAGGGUUUGAAGGAUGCGAUGGGCGAUGCUUUGUUGCAAAGCUUCAGAAAGCGCUCUAUGGUCUCAAACAAGGCGGACACACCUGGUAUCAAGCCCUCUUACAUGCUCUUCUCGAUCUUGGCUUCACUCACUCACACUACGACCACGGCAUCUUCUUUGCUCGACUCAACAGUGAGAUAGUCAUCCUGGCAAUUCACGUCAAUGACUGCACAAUUACUGGCUCAUCACAAGGUCUUCUUAAUCAGUUCAAGACAUGCAUCAACGCACGCUAUGCGAUGAUGGAUUUGGGAGCUAUCAGCUGGUUACUCAGGAUUCAGGUCAGACGAGAUCACGAACAGCGCACCAUUACCCCCUUGCAGCAGAGCUACAUUGUCUCGAUCCUCACCCGAUUCAACUUCACUGACUUGAAGCUGCUCUCCAUCCCCAUGGACCCAAACAUCCAGUUCUCAAAGACACAGUGCCCUACAGACCCACUCGAAGUUGGAACUCAACCCAAUAUUGCGUUUGCCAUCUCGACCUUGUCGCAAUUCCUCGAUAACCAUGGGCACAUCCACUGGGAAGCCAUCAAACACGUGUUCCGUUAUCUCUCAGGUAUGAAGGACUUGGGACUCACCUUCAGAGGAGGAAAGGAUGGGCUGGAAGGCUACACCGAUGCAGAUGGAGCUUCACAGGAUCAUUGUCAUGCUAUCUCAGGCUAUGCAUUCUUGAUCAACAGUGAAGAGGUAGCUGCGGGAGUGUGCCUACAAAGUGGAUUGAACAACCACUUUGCAGGGAACACAACUUAUUGA